Messenger RNA from Tetrahymena thermophila SB210, 4674 nucleotides. Its product is annotated as response regulator receiver domain protein. The transcript has 4 exons. Gene Ontology annotation, molecular function: phosphorelay sensor kinase activity. Lineage: Eukaryota; Ciliophora; Oligohymenophorea; Hymenostomatida; Tetrahymenidae. The record is from RefSeq and is a predicted model, not a curated record. Gene Ontology annotation, biological process: phosphorelay signal transduction system.
UUUUUUUUAUCUAUCUAUUAAAAAAUAAAUAUAUUUGCAAAUAUAAUAACUUUUGGCUUUUUUAUGUCUGAGUAAUAGCUGCCAGGUGAGAAUAAUUCUAAAAUUGCUUAGCUAUCUAUUUCGGAAAUUUAAGAAUAAUUUAAUCAUAAUGAUAAAGGUAAUAAUAAUUUUGCCUUGACCUAAAGCAUAUUUAGGGAUUUGUUUAGUCUAAAACCUGGAAAGCAGCAUAAAAAAAUGGACUAAAAUCAAUAGCUGUAACAAAAUGGAGAUUUUACUUAAUAAAAACAUAUGCAAAAAGAAGUCUUAUUUAAGUAAAGUAAGCAGAGUAAAGAUCUUAAAGAAUAAUAAUAAAAUGAGUAAAUAAAUUAAGAGGAUUUAGAAUAAAAAAAAGAAAUGUAGGAUUAAAACACAUAUUAUAAUUUGAAGAUCGAUAGUUUUAAAUUAAUUUCAUUAGAAUUUGCUUAAAUAAUUAGCGAUUUUGCUCAAUUUGUAGAAUUAAAAACAACAAAUAGUUUUAAAAAUAGUUCAGAAAUUUAUAUUCUUGGAUUUCAGAUCGUAUAUGCCUUAUUAUUUUAGAUUAGUAUACUUAUAUGGCUUAGAUACAUUAAAAAUAAAAAAUAUAGUGAGUAAAAAAUUAUAAGUUUUUACAACUAGCACUUUUUAAAAAGUUUCCUAAAUAAAUACAAUAUGUUAGUAUUAUCGUUUAUCAUAAUUUUGAAUAUAGUAAGAUUAGAAACAUUUUUGAUGAGAUUAGAUGAAAGAUUACCUAUGUUUGUCAUUACUUUUUUAGUUAAUUAACUAGUCCUUUUGCAAUUAAAUAGAGUAAUAUCUAAAAUUUUUACAGCUUGCUUUAAUACAUAUUUUUUUAUUCGAUAUAUGAUAGACUAUCACAAUUUUAUUUUCAUAUAUAUUAACUCUAUUUUAGCUAUUUUUGCAAUUAGUUGUGUGUUUUUCAAUUAAAUCAAAUAUUAAGCAAGUAUAAAGCAAUUAAAAGUUAAAAAAUAGGUUGUUAGUGAAUACUUUAAAUAAUUUUACCAUAACAUAGUUUCUAUGAUGCCUUAAGGAAUACUAAUUAUUGAUGAAUAGGAAUAACUAGUUUAUGCAAAUAAAACAACUAAAAAAAUAUUAUCAUGUAAAAAUAAAAACUAAAUUAUUGAUUCACUAAAGAAUUUGAUCAUUUAAGAUCCCUCUAAACUAUAAGCAGAUACUACCUAGCAUGAUGACUAAAGGACUUUAAAAGAUUUCAAAACUUUUAAGUCGUUUAAAUCACUCAAGUCUAGAAAACCACUAAAUAUAUAAUAUAGUAUGAAAUAAGAUUCCAAUAGCUACAAUUAAGGACCUGCUUCAGAGUCCGAAUCUUUUGUAAGUCAAUACUUUAUAGAUGGAUUUUAUCCUUCACCAGUUAAUGUAAAUCACUUAAAAUAAAUUAUUUAGCCAGUAAAAGAAAAAUAAAAUUAGUUUAACAUACUAAAUAUGUAUUGUAACAAUGCUCAAUAGCAAUAAAAUUCAGGUAGUAGCAAAAAUUAAAAUAGAAAUUCAUUAAGCUCUUAGUAAAAGUAGUAAUUAUAAUAGUAAUAGUAUUCCUUUACACCAGCUACAUUUGCUUAAACAGCUUAAACAGAAAAGCAAACACCUUCUACUUAAUUCUAAUUACUUUAGAGUAUUUAGAAAGGAAGCAAUCAAAGUAUUUUUAAUGAUUAAAAUCUUGUUAGCGGUGGUCUUAUAUCUAAAAUAACAACAUCUGUUGAAGGUCCUUCUAGCUAAUUUAUCUAAAACCAAAGGUAAACUUUUCAGAACAACUAAGUUACAAAUAAACACUUUUAGGGUCAAGAUUAUAAAAAUUAAAAUAGCAAUAAUGAGUUUAACUAAAUUUCAGAUAAGGAUAAUCAAAUCAAAUCAAAUAAAGAAAACGAUCCUAAAGAAACAACUACUUAAAAACCUUAAAAAGAUCAUCCUUUUAGAUAUAUACAAUAAAGUAUUUAGCAAAACUAAAAAAAAUUUGAAAAUUUAUCUGUAAUGGAAGUAAUUUCAGUCCUGCUAAAAGAUUGUGUGAUGAAAUUAAAAAUGCAAGAUUUUUCAGAUAUGUAAUAAAGUUUUUAGCAAAAUUAGCAGGCUUAAAACUAAAUUAACUAAAAUUUUAAAGAACAUAAGCAUGAAGAAUUACCAAACUAGGAUAUUCCACAAAAUAUAAUAAAUAAUAAUCUGUAAUAGUCUUAGAAAUCUUCUGCUCAGAGAAACUAGAAAGAAUAGAUCAAUAAUAUUUUUAGCUUAUAAAGCAGUUAAAAAAAUCAAGAUAGUGGCGGCACAAUUCCAAAACUGCACAAAUAAAGCAUAGAUUUAUUUUAAAAUAGCUUAUAUAACAACCCAAGUACUUUUCGCUAAAAUAUAUCAAGUCAGUACAAUACAUCUCUAAAAAAUAAUACUGAAAUAGCAUAAAAUUCUCUAAGUGUUAGAGUUCAAGUGAAAGAAAGAUUGAUCGAAAUAACUUUUAUCCAAUGUGAGGCAAAACUAUUCCAAAUUUAAAAGGCCAGUCAACAAAAUAACCAAAAUAUGAAUCAAUCUGUAUAAAAAUCUGUCUAAAGUGAAAAAGAAACAAGCCACUAGCUAAAUACUAAUUACCCAAAUUCGACAGCUAUUAUACUUGUAUUUCUAGAAGAUAUUACAUAAGAAGUGUAUAUUAAACGUCUGGAAGAAUUAAAUAACUAUAAAAUUAAAAUGCUAAGCUCUAUUUCUCAUGAGUUAAAAACUCCGCUCAACUGCUGUAUGGGAAUGCUUGAUGAUGUGCUUAAUUUAAUCAGUAAUGAAAAUUUUGGAGAUCUUGAAAUUUCUUAAAAAAUAAGAGAAUCCUUAGAACCUGCUUAACAGAGCAACUAGUUACUAUUAUAUAUGAUUAGAGAUUUGAUUGAUUUAGGAACUUUUGAGUUAGUAGAUAAUUUUAAAUUUGAAUUUUCGAAAUUUAAUUUAAAAAUGGUUCUUCAAAGCUGUGUAGAUAUAAUCAAAUACCAAAGCUAACUUAAAUUUAUUGAAAUUAAUUUAAUUUAUGACUAAAAUUUAGAUGAAAUGAUACUUUCUGACGAAAACAGAGUGAGAUCAAUAGUUGUAAAUUUUUUAACUAACUCUUUAAAAUUUACUCAAAGAAACGGAAAAAUCACAGUGAAAGCAGAAUUAACUGGUAACAACAAUGCAAAAAUUAGUGUCGAAGAUAAUGGAAUAGGAAUACCAUAAAAGAAAUUAUCAGAAAUAUUCAAAUUCUAUAAUAAAUCAGACAUGUUUAUCUCAAAAAAUCAAAUCACAUAAGGCAUAGGGAUAGGCCUUUCAGUAAGCUACAAGUUAGCUUAAGGACUAACCAUAGAAGAAUAUAAAAAUCAACCAAUAUAAGUAAAGUCAGAAGAAAAAAAAGGAUCGAUUUUCUGUUUUGUCUUAAAAAAUUAAGACAUUUAAUUGAUAGAUAAUUGUAAUAGAGAAAGUGAGAUAUUUGAUGAUUACUAAAAUAAAUAAGGAUAGAGUUAUUAUAGAAAAGGAGAAACAGAAUCACUUUCGCGCUUUGAAGAUUAGGAUAGAUCUUAAACAUUUACUAAUACGAAAUACACAUAGAAAUAUUAAUAAGAUAUUCCAGAAGAUUUCGAUUAAGAGAACGAUGAAGAUGAUGAUAACGGAGAUGAAUAAGAAGGAUAAAUAAAAGAACUAGGAGCAGGUAUUUUAACUUCUAAAAGUAAUGCAUAUCAAUAUUCUGGUAAAAAAUAAAAAAACAAAACCACACAAUAAAGCUUUUAUUAGUCUGAAAAUGUUUACGAUGAAGAUGAUUACAUUAACUCAGAAAUCUAUUUAAAAUUGUAGAAGAAACCUUAAACUCCCUUAUUUAGUAAGUACUUUUAAAAUGAUUUAGUUAACAUGCUCUAAGAUAUAGAGAGUUAAAAACAUGAAGAUAUAUUAUAUAGUCAAAAAAUGUUAGAAAAUUAUCCAAGCUUUACAAAUAAUCAUGCAGAUAUUACCAAAGAAAUAAGCACAUAAAAUCUAUCAAAAAAUUAAAUCAAUAUUACCUUAAGCAAACUUCCUUCCCUUUAACACCUAAUGGCUGAAGAAACGUCUAUAUUAAAAAAUAUGGGAUCAUAACAAAAUGGAUUAUAACCUCAACAUAAUAAUUAAAUUCUAAAUUUACAACCUCCUCCGUCGCCUUUACUUAGUAACCAGGUAUCUAUGGUUAAUAUCGAUUAACAGUUAACUAUUGAUGAAUUUAUCAAAUACAAUACUUCUUAAAAGGAUUUAUUUUUUUCCAGCGAAUUUGGUUAAAUACUUAUCGUAGAUGAUAUCCAAUUUAAUCUUUUAAUGCUGUCUAAUUUAUUGAAAAGAUACUAGAUGAAGGUAGAUUUAGCCCAUGAUGGUUAAGAGGCUGUAAAUAAAGUCUAAGAAAAAUAUUAAAAAUAAAAAGAAACAUAUUAAAUUAUUUUUAUGGAUAUACAAAUGCCAAUUAUGGAUGGUUUUUAAGCAACAAAAGAAAUAAGAAAAUUUUUAUAAUAAAAAAAUGCUAGUCAAAUACCAAUUAUAGCUGUCAGUGCUUUCGGAGAUUAAUAAUUUAAAGAAUAAUCUAAAAAAGUUGGAAUGACAGACUACAUCGAAAAACCUGUAUAAACAAUAAAAUUAGACAAAGCUUUUUUAAAACACGUACUGAAGUGA